CGUUUCUCGGAACACAACCUCGUUUGCUGGGUGUGGAACCGGCAUCCGGCUUGAAGUCGUCGAUCCUUGCCCUCGAAAUCCCCGAUUUGCUGCUCUUGGUUGUUUGCCUCGCUCCCUGCCUUGGCAGAACCAACACCGAAUCCAUCCAUCCAUCCAUCCAUCCAUCCAUCACCAAGCGAACACAGAAACAAUCAAACACCCAUACACACACACUGUUAGACACCGCCGCAGCAUGCGAACCACCACUUCCCGAACCCCGGCGUCCGCUCCGUGCCGCCUUUUUGUGCUCUUGUGCGCGGUUUGCCUUGCCCCUUGUCCCCCGGCGGCGAUCCCCUGGCGUUCCGUUCCGGGGGCGGAGGCCUUUUCUCCGCCGCCUCGGAGGGAGGGCCGCCCCUGCGCGAGCGUCCAAACCCGGCCCCUCCCCGCGGCCCAAAACGAAAACGACGACGAACGGGGGGGAACGGAAACAGGCGCCUCCCUGUCGACCUACUCCGAUUCGGACGGCGCCUCGAAGGGCAUCGUCGGAUCCCUGACGGGCCUCGUCAACCGGGUUUCGGCGGCAUCGUCGUCGUCGUCGUCGUCGUCCGGGGCAGCCGGGGAAAACGAGAGGGCUUCCAAGGCGUCCGGGGAUGCCCCGCCGGCGUCGCCCGGUGAGCUGGUGGACCGGAUCCGGAGGGACUACGAGGAAAAGAACUACCUGUGGACCGGGGACCUCGAUCUGGGGUGUUUCCGCGAGGACUGCCUCUUUGCGGACCCGACGAUCUCCUUUGUGGGGAAAGACAAGUUCGUGGAGAACACCCAGAACCUCGUCCCCAUCGUGGAGGCCGUUGCGGAAGACUACCGGUCCGACCUCCUGUCCAUCUCGCUGGGCAGCCAGCGCAGGGACGGGAAGGAGUGCUCCUACGUCGAGACCCGGUGGAACAUGGUCGGGUCUCUCACGGCGUCGCCCUGCCUCUUUUGGAAACCGGGGAUCGACGUGAUCGGCCGGACCAGGUUCUGGUUCGAGAGCGACGAGAACGCCGGAAGGGGCGGGGGCGAGAGCGGAAAAACCGAAAGCGAAACCGCCCUAAGGGUGUAUUUCUACGACGAAUCGUGGGAGGUUCCGGCCUGGAAGGCCUUGCUGCAGAUUCUCACCCCGGCCGGGACCUUUCCGAGCACCAGCAGCAGCAGCAGCAGCAGCGGCGGCUGGAACGCUCUGGAUUCCGAGCGAUAGCGCAGGCACGAGCACAAUCGCACCAAACGAAUCAAACUACGAAACGCCGGAUGGUUGCAGAACGGGUGGCUGGACCGAAACAAUUGCCUUGCAUUGCAUCGAAAAAAAUAAAUGUUUCUCACCCAUCCAAUCCAAUCGUCCCGUGUCGGAACCUUGGGAAAGCCGGCACUCGCAUCGAACGGAGUGCAUCGGCACGGACGGAAUGCAUCGACUGCUUCAACGACGAAACGAAACCGGUCUGGCGGGAAGCAACGCGGCAACUUCCCGAAAGGCAGGUUUUCUAACAACAAACAAGGUCUGCGCUCGGUGGCGACCGGCACUUUGUGGUAGGAUGGGAUGGGAUGGGAUGCUACCCGUUGGUGUACAAAACAGCGGCAACUACUGUAAUUCCUUAAUCUUAGAAUUCCGUUUG
Pseudo-nitzschia multistriata is the source of this 1625-nucleotide messenger RNA. The record is from the annotation of a GenBank genome assembly. Lineage: Eukaryota; Bacillariophyta; Bacillariophyceae; Bacillariales; Bacillariaceae.